Molecule: messenger RNA, 2082 nt
Organism: Ilyonectria robusta
Lineage: Eukaryota; Fungi; Ascomycota; Sordariomycetes; Hypocreales; Nectriaceae
Product: fungal-specific transcription factor domain-containing protein
Exons: 4
Coding region: 1-2082 (693 amino acids)
Biological process (GO): positive regulation of transcription from RNA polymerase II promoter by galactose; DNA-templated transcription
Cellular component (GO): nucleus
Molecular function (GO): DNA-binding transcription factor activity, RNA polymerase II-specific; zinc ion binding; RNA polymerase II cis-regulatory region sequence-specific DNA binding
Source: RefSeq, a predicted model, not a curated record
AUGGAAUGCAAAGAAAACAACACAAGAAGAAAGCGGCAUCGCAAAGCCACGUCCCCUGCAGAUACCCAUCGCCCAUCCCCUCAGCCUGCACCCGUUCAAACCUUCCAGACUAUCCGAGACGCCAUACAUAGCCCAGACGUCCCUGCAAGCGAUAUUGGCCCACCGUCUCCUGUGUCUGAAGCACAGACUAGCACCCGAGUUGUGACUCAGGAGACUCCAAACUCAUACCGACUAUAUUUCCAUAUAUAUGACCACUGGCAUUCCCCUUCAAGCGCCAUUGAAAACACUGAAUCGACUUACAAACCCACUCCGCACCCAUCCACCUCCUCUCGCACGCAGGAGAGGGUUCCAGUUGUGGACUUGGUCGACAUGCAGUUGCCACCAUCGGAAAUUGCUUCCUUACUCCUGGAUUCAUACAUCCACAACACCCAUUGGUAUCAACUCGUAGUUCACGAGCCGUCAUUCAGGUUAGAAUUCAACGAGAUGAUCCGAUGUGGGUCUAUUCAACCCCAUCGCUUCUCAUUCCUCGUACUUUCUAUGGUCGUUCUUGCCAUGGGCUGUACCUUUGCCAACGAAAGAGCCAUCGAUCAAAUUCGUCCCGGCUUUGACCUGAAGGCGCUCCAGAAGAAGAUGAUUCGCAAGGUUGAAGCAAACUUCCUUGAGAUAUUUGAAAUCCCGACGAUUGAGUCUGCACAGGUGGGAACUCUGCUGACGACAUAUUUGGGCUUCCACGAUAACAGACCAAGACGUGCUUACGUCGUCCUUGGGGCGGCGUUGAAAGCGGCCUUAUCUAUUGGAUUGCACAAUGAAUCAUCCUGGAGAGAAAUAGACCCGACUCAAAGAGAAAUACGCAAGAGAUGCUGGCUGACACUCUGCAUUUCAGAGACUUUCAUUGCUGUCAAUUGUGGAAGACCUUCUCUCAUCAACCAAACACACUGGGAGACGAAAAUGCUGCGAAAUAUCGAUGACACGCAGAUAAGAUGCCCAGGAUUCGACUCUACCGAGCUUUUGGAGGACGGCUCCCGCCAAGACGUAACAAUCCUAUCCUAUCAGAUGCACAAGUUCAACAUCUACAAGAUCAUGUUUGACAUUAUGGAAAUAUUCUAUCGUCAAAAGGCCACACCCAUCCAGCACAUUGUUGAUCAAGCCAAGUCCAUCAGAGAGCGAUUAGCUGCAUGGAAAAGGAACAUUCCGCCUGAACUGAUAGUGUCAUCUUUCAAACCAGAUCGUCUUGAACCAGAAGUCAACGGAAUGAUUGAGGUCUUCAAAGUCCAAGCUCUUUCACUCGAAUUGCAUUACUACAACGCUCAGAUCAUCCUAUACCGUCCGUUUCUGACGUACAAUUCAGCUCGUCACAUGGACAUGAACAAACCGAGCACACCAAUCCAUUCGUCUGAAAUACCGCGUGCGGUAGAGGGUACGGCCGUGAAAGAGAUUGAUCUGGAAUUUUAUCAGAUGUGCAGAAGUGAGUGUUGGGAAGCAGCCAUGAAGACGACAAAAAUCCGCGAUUAUCAAGAUAUCCUCAGGUGGGCUGGAAGAACGCCCGUGGCUCCGUUCAUUGGGAUCCAUUGCUUCACUGCGGGAGCGGUAUUGUGCUUGUUUGCACUUUCAUGUCCCUUGACAGCAACUGCGCAAGAGUCAAAACGAGCUUUGGGCAAGCUUGUUACAAUGCCGCAGCUCUUGAACUCGCCGACAACUUUGUCCAAGCAGUCGGCAAACAUCAUGAAGGACCUCUUGCAACUGAUCCUUACAGAAGAGAUGAAGGUUUUGACGUCUGGAAGAUUGGACCAUAUGGACAGUCCUGAGCUCAGUCGAGAGUCCGCCGAGACUAUCGCCCAAUCUUCGCAGUCGUUAGAUGUGCUUGCGGCUUCUCGGCCUAGGGAAAGCCCAUACCCGACGCAGAGCAGCAGAAACGCUACCAACGACGGCAGGGUGUCAUCCUCGAUUACUGCGACGGAGGAUAUAACGGGUGCCAAUCGGACCAGAAACGAAGGUCAUGUGCCUCCACAGCAUCGUCCCAUAAUGGGUACGGAUACCUUCGAUGACGCUGUAACGGCUUUACAAAGUGGUAUGGAUUCCUAA